Arabidopsis thaliana (thale cress) is the source of this 2306-nucleotide messenger RNA. Its product is annotated as RNA-binding (RRM/RBD/RNP motifs) family protein. The transcript has 5 exons. The record is from RefSeq and is marked reviewed. Gene Ontology annotation, molecular function: nucleic acid binding; RNA binding. Lineage: Eukaryota; Viridiplantae; Streptophyta; Magnoliopsida; Brassicales; Brassicaceae. Bases 333 to 1148 code for a protein of 271 amino acids.
AUCUUAUUCUCUAUCUUCUCUCUUCCCUCUUCUCUCUUCUCUUCAUAUGUGUAGGGUCGAAGACAAGAACGACACCGUUUCAAGGGUUGCAAUUUGCAACCUUUUGAUUGGUCUCUCUUCUCUUUGCCCAACCAAAAACAACCUUUGAUGAUAUAAAGAUCAGCCAACUUUGUCCAUCCCAAUUCUCUCUUUUUUUUUUGUUUCCCUAAUGUUUUAGACAAACACAAUUUUCCAUAAUUAUUUAUUUAUUCAAUUUUUAUCUGUUUUUGGGUUACAUAUAUCAUCAUCAUUGGAGACUGCCAUAUUUGUUAAUCGUGAUAUUAAUUUAACUAAUGUCUCAAACAAGCUACUACCGAUCACCGUUCGGAGACACGACUUACACCAAAGUGUUCGUCGGAGGAUUAGCGUGGGAAACUCCUACCGACGAAAUGCGUCGUUACUUCGAACAGUUCGGAGAGAUUCUUGAAGCCGUCAUCAUCACCGAUAAAAACACCGGCAAGUCUAAAGGCUACGGAUUCGUGACGUUUCGGGAGUCGGACUCAGCCACGAGAGCCGUCGCUGAUCCAAAUCCGGUGAUCGACGGAAGAAAAGCCAAUUGUAAUAUUGCAUCUUUUGGACGGCCUCGACCAUCGCCGCCUCGAGGUCGAGGACAAACAGGAAGUCCGAGUCAGUACCAAAGUGGAGGACCAUCAACCUAUACCGGGAUGGCUGCACCACUGCCACCGGCUGCAGCUCCCCAGCUCAUGUAUCCGUCGUACGGGUACACCUAUAACCCUGAUCAAUUUGGGUACCACCAAGCAUUGUACAACACACAGUUGCAACAAGCACAAUACUAUCAGCAGCAGCAACAGCUUUAUGGAGGAGGAGCAACAUCACCAUCAUCAUCAGGAGCAACCAUCAUGCCUUCUCCAUACUAUUAUGGCUAUUCUCUUCAAGCUCCUAGAGUACCAUACCAACACCAUCAUCAUCUUCCUCAACCAUAUAAUCCUCAACAACAUCAUCAUCAACGGUUUUCUUCUCCUUCUUUCCUCGUUUACCCAUCCAAUUCCUCUUUUGCCCCUCCUCUCCAAGGAGUACUAUCUUCUUCCACCGGUACGUACUUAAUAAAUUCCUUUUUUUUUUUCAUAUUUCUUUGGAUAUAUUUCUAGUUGUCUACUCAUACUAAUUAGUUUUAAUUUAGAAACCCAUAUAACUUAACAUGAUAUCAAAACCUCUAUAUAUUUUUUAAAAAAGUGCAUUCAUUGAUCACGAUAUCAUAACCCUAGAUUGUUAAUCCAAAUAGAGUGUGUUCUUGAUCCAAAAAGUAUCAUCUCAUGAUGACUAGAAGAACCACCUUAUCGAAAAUACGUUUUUUAGAAAUCUCACAUCUAAAAUAAAAUGUAAUCUAAUGCAAUAGACAGAAAUCAUCAAAUCUCUUAAUAUAAAUAGUUUUGAGUUAAAAUUCCUAACAACUUACAUAGUUCAGUGUUUUAUCUCUAUAAUAUUUGUUGUCCCUCUUAUUCAAACGACACCGUUCAUCACCACGUGUGAUUGCAUUGAUCAUUCAUGCACGUGAUCUAUCCGUUUUGCUGUCUUAAACUCGAAAAAGAAACAUAUAUUUGAUGCACUCUAAGCAAAAAAAAAAAGAAGGGAUUGAAAUGGAAAAGAAAAGGAGAGUGAAUGAUUGGAGAGAACAGUGAAUAAAGGAUAGCAUGUGGAGUGAGCUGUCUGUUUCAAUUACAUUGGUAUAUGUGUCUCUUCUAUCAUCUGUCAAUUUGGUCGCCAAUCGUCAUGCCAGUGAAGCCACCAUACACUGACAACUUCUACCCAAAACGAUAUAUUUAUGUGUCUAUAUUUGCAUAUUCGUUUUGGACACUAUUGAUCAUAUAUUGAUCAUUGCAUAAAUUAUUCAUCUACUUAAAUCAGAAUAAUUUGCAACAUUAGUAGGAAUACACUAUAUAUUGUCUGAUUUUAUAUGUUUUUUGUUUUGUUUCCUCCAGAAUCUGAAGCAGUACCACAACAAGUACCAGCUGCAGAAGGCGAAGCAACAACGACUGCUCCUGAAAUCACAACAAGCAACACCAAAGAACCUAUUUCUUCUUGAUCUCUCUCUCAUUUCCCAAUUUGUACAAUCUUCACAUUUUUACCUCUCUCUCUCUGAAAAAAAGAAAACAGCUAAUUCAUUUAUUUCUCAACCAGAGCAAUGACUUGAGCCCCAAGAAGACAGACUCAACACUGUCAAACUUAAAAAGACGGCUCAAGAUAAAUCUCUUGUCAUAUUUUGCUCUUUUUCUGACGGAAUAUAUAUAAAAAUUUGAGCUAUUCAU